AUAAUUCAUAAUGCUGUUUCUUACUUUUCUUAAUAAUAUAACAGCUUUUGUUGUUGUUGCAUCUCUCUCUCUCUCUCUCUCUCUCUCUCUCUCUAUAGGAUUUAGAAGAGAGAUAUAUUUGUUACCUACCACAGUGUAGAGUAACACUAACACCUGUUUUUCACACACCCUUUUAAUUUUCUUCUGUUAAGCUUCAUAAAAACUCAAACUUUAUUCAUAAAAACUUAGUGGGGUAUUAAUAAUCUUUACCUCACUGAUUCAUUUCAUGAAGAUUCUUAACUUGGUUAUUGAAAAAUGCUAGUAAAUGAGGACAAUGUUCAUGUUGUUGUGGACAUAGACAACAAUGACUCCGGUGACCAGUCAGAUGAGGAUCAAAUUCAAAGGUCAGAGAUUGUUGGAGUGUCUGACAAACAAAGAGGAUCUAUUGAUUCAUCUGAAUCAGUUGAAUCAGAAUGUUCUGUUGAGUUGGAUCUGGAUGGUGUUGUAGUUUCUGAUGUUAAGGUACAUUUGGAUAAAGUGGAGAGAGAUUGUAGGAUAUGUCAUCUUAGUAUGGAUAUGACAAAUCAUGAAUCUGGAAUUCCUAUGGAGCUUGGUUGUUCUUGUAAGGAGGAUUUGGCUGCUGCUCAUAGACAUUGUGCUGAAGCUUGGUUCAAGAUUAAGGGAAAUAAAACUUGUGAAAUCUGUGGAUCAAUUGCACACAAUGUAGCUGGUGCCAUUGAAGUUCAAAUGGCAGAACAGUAUAAUGAAUCAAGUGAUCCUUCCAUGGUACCACCAACCGGACCUUCACCGCCAUCAGAAACUCGAAAUUUUUGGCAAGGACACCGAUUUUUGAAUUUCCUUCUUGCAUGUAUGGUUUUCGCCUUCGUCAUAUCAUGGCUUUUUCACUUCAAUGUUCCCUCUUGAAUUCCUGUGUAAUGUAACUUGUGGAUGAAGCAAAUGUAACAUGAUAGAGGGUUAUCAAUACAGGUAUAUUAAACUCAAUACCUUGUGUGUCUCUCCAUAGUUUGUUUUGUAACUGUUUUUUUUUCUUUUUACAUAUAUGAAUGUAUGAUGUUCAUAUAUGUUUUUUUUUUAUGUAUUGUUGUUUAUUUUAUUUUGUUCAAAUUAGAAUAGUAUCAAUGAUUUGUAUAUCAAUGAUUUGAUAAUUUGUUUGAUGUUGUGUUUUGUGUAUAUAUAGUCAUUAAUAUGAGGGAGAGAAGGACAUGUAUGUCUUAUAUAUAGUAAUUUAUUUUGUUCAAAUUAGAAUAGUAUCAAUGAUCUUGAAUUUGGAACUUUUAAUUGUUAUUUGAAUAACUUUGGUUUCAAGUAUAUAGAUGUUCGAAUUUGAUGA
Molecule: messenger RNA, 1330 nt
Organism: Trifolium pratense (red clover)
Lineage: Eukaryota; Viridiplantae; Streptophyta; Magnoliopsida; Fabales; Fabaceae
Exons: 2
Coding region: 295-903 (202 amino acids)
Molecular function (GO): zinc ion binding
Source: RefSeq, a predicted model, not a curated record